Messenger RNA from Closterium sp. NIES-65, 1146 nucleotides. The record is from the annotation of a GenBank genome assembly. NCBI's taxonomy places the organism in Eukaryota, Viridiplantae, Streptophyta, Zygnematophyceae, Desmidiales, Closteriaceae.
AUGCUGCUCCUCGCGAUCUCUGCUUGCCCCUCCUUUCAAACUGUUCUUCCCUUGCUGCUCGCUCUGUUAGUCGUGUAUCCCGUAUCCCUUUGCGGAGCGGAGAGAGCGAACCGGUUUAAAUCAGUCACGCGCCUCGUCUUCCUACCUGAUAACGAGUACAGCUCAAAAUGCCUCGACGGAAGUACCCCCGCGUACUACUUCCGCGCUGGGGCGGGCGCGGGGAGGCACAAGUGGCACGUGCAUCUGCCCCAGGGCGGCUGGUGCUUCUCGCCGCUCGAGUGCCGCAAGCGCGCCAACUCCCCCCUUGGCUCCUCGCGCUUCUGGGCCACGCGCCUGCCUGGCGUUGUUGAAAACGGCGGAAAGAUCAACAAUGCAUCCGAGUCGUAUCCACAGCUGGGCGGGCUCCUAUCACAGGACAGCGCAACCAACCCCUUGUUCCACGGGUGGAACCUGGUGUGGGUGGUGUACUGUGACGGUGGCGCCUACAGCAGCACGCGGGGGAGGGCGGACCUGGGGGAGGGCGCAUCGGUGUACAUGCAGGGGCGGCAGAUUCUAGAUGAUAUUAUAACUGGUGGGCAGCAGAUUGUAGAUCAUAUAACCACUGGUGGGUGGGGAGGGGAAGGGGGAAGGAUAAGGAAGGCGUUGGGGGCCAUGGGGAAGAAUCUGUGCACGCAGAGGGGCAUGGGGGCGGCAUCGCAUGUCCUCUUCUCGGGUAGCUCAGCGGGCGGCCAUGCCAUCAUUAUGCACUGCGACCGCCUCGCUGCUGCCUUCCCCCACGCCAAAGCCAGCUGCCUUGCCGACUCGGGCUUCUUCGUUGACGCCAAGGACCGCUUUGGGGUGUACUCGUGGCGGGAAUCAAUUCGGCAGCUCACUGCUCUGCACCUCAUUCAAGUUCCCAAAUGCCCUGCAGGGCCACAUCUCAGUAAGAAUUCCUCCUCUCCCUCUUCUGAAGCUACUCGAGAGGCUCUCCUUUUCUCUCCUCCUUUCCCUCCCAAUCAGGUGCACAAGCGAGGGACUACUGGGUCUGCUUCUUCCCAGUCACUGCGUCAUCAUGAUGUUGCUCUCCUACCCCCCCCUCCCCCUACCCCCUCCACACACACCCCCUUCCUUCCUGCUUCCGUCCGCCUCAGGAUCACAAGAGAGUGA